CGGUCGGCGAGGCUGUCUUGUAAUUGGUGUGUAAGAAACAAGCACUCUCAGCCACUCGUGCCCCGAAAAUCCCACGCUGGUGUUACUUCCACCCUCUGAAGGAGGGACUUAUAAAUGGAGUAUAAAUGUUAGAAGACGUGUUCGGAAAAUUCAGACCGACGGCUUUACAGAGAAUCGGUGAAAUGCAGAGCCUCCCCAAACCUCAGUUCUCCAGCUGGCUAUUAAAGCAGGUGGAAACGGGCCAGUACGCUGGCCUGUGCUAUGUUGAACCAAACAAGUUCAGAGUCCCGUGGAAGCACAACUCCAGAAAAGACUGCAGUGACGAGGACAGUAAAAUCUUCCGGGCCUGGGCAGUAGCAAGUGGGAAAAUUAAUGAGUUCCCUAAUGACAAAGCCAGGUGGAAAACCAACUUCCGCUGUGCUCUGAACAACCUCUCUGUGCGCUUCAAGAUGGUAAAAGAUAACUCCAAGAAUUCUGAUGACCCACAUAAAGUCUAUGAGAUUAUCAACACUGCACAAAACCAAGACGGUCUGGCAACACGGGACCCUUGGGAGGACGCUGACAUUAUACCAGAUAUAUACAGCUCUUCCACAGAGUACCUCCUUUCAGCAAAUGAGCAUGAUCUGGUUAACGAUUUGAUGGCCUUGGGUCUUGGCAGCCAGUCAACAGAGGAGCAACCAUGGACAGAGAACUAUGGCCAGCAAAAUCAACCCGCAACUGAAAGCUAUCCUGUAGCAGCCGAAAACAACCCACAGCUUUUACCAGUGCAGCAAAUCUGUUAUGGAGUAACUCCUGCACCAGUACUCACUUCACCUCAGCCGGGGCUAUUUGACCUAGAGGUCUCCAUCCACUACAGGAAAAAAGAAAUGGUAAAGAUGACUUUGAACACUCCCCGACUGCAGCUCCACUACAACUCAGAGGCACUUGGGUAUGAGGCAUUCAAACUCUGCUUCCCCUCCACUGAUGGUCUGCUGGACCACAAACAGAUUGAAUACACCAACCGCAUACUUAAUAGCAUCCAGAGAGGUCUAUUCUUGGAAGUGCAAGAAACUGGUAUUUAUGCCUGGAGGCAGGACAGAUGCCAUGUGUUUGCCAGCACCAGUGACCCUAGUUUGGCUAAUGCAGAGCCAGCAAAGCUUCCCCAAAACACCAUGGUGGAGCUCCUUAAUUUUGAAAAGUUUGUGAAUGAAUUGAAACAGUUUAAGGAGAACAAUGGUAGAUCUCCUGAAUACACCAUCACCAUGUGCUUUGGAGAGAAGUUUCCAGAUGGAAAACCGCUGGAGAAGAAGCUUAUUGUAGUGAAGGUGGUACCUUUAAUCUGUCGACAUCUUCAUGAGAUGGCCCAAAUGGAGGGAGCGUCGUCUCUUUACAGCUCCAACGUGAGCCUACAGAUCUCACACAACAGCCUCUAUGAUCUCAUCAGCUCCUGCUUUCCCCUGCAAACAGCCGAAGACCCGAUGCGGGACGCUGCACUGUUCCCGAACCAGAUUUGAAAUUUGAUCUUUCAUUGACUUUUAUUUGAAACCACUUUAAUUUCUUAUGGGGUAUGGGGACACGUACUACACUAGAUUCUGAAUCAGCUAAAAAGUUGGCCGCUUAGCAGCUGAAUGUGAUAGUGUUAUAGCUGCCAAUACUGCCAUGUGCCUGCUUUUCACUCUAUGUUCACAUUUAUGCUAAAUCACAUUUUUAUCCACUACAUGAGAAAUGCCCCAUCUACUGCUGUACUGUUACAUUACUAACCUCAGUUUAAAGAUCGCUUUAGAACUGUCCAAUUGUCUUUCAUCUAAUGUAUUGUUAAACUGAUAAUAUCAUCCUAUAUUAAAUGAAAUGAAUGCUUAUGAUAAUGGUAAAUCCAUUCUGACAAGCUAAGUUUAUAUUACUGAUCACAUAUUUAUAGAACUGCUGUAUAUAUGUGUGUGUGUUUGAAUAUAAUGAUGUAUGUGUAUAGUAAUAUUUUUGUGUCAUACUGCCACUGGCUAUAUAUGAGAAACUGACCAGCUAUUCUUCUUUUCAUCUUGCACUUUUCAUACUGAAUAAACUGCCAUUUCUAUACCCUUUGUGCAUAACUCUUUGUGCAUAACUCAUAUACAACAAAGGGUUAUGUAAAAUCUAGAAAAUAUUAUUUUAACUUGGUAUCGUUUCAUGUAAAGCUAAGACUGUGUUAAUACAAUUUUAAAAUAGUGUCCUACUAACUGCCAAUGUUGAAAAAUCUGUAACAAAAACAGGACAAACUGUAAGCGAGUACUUGAAAUAAACUAAGACAAACGUC
This is a messenger RNA of Oreochromis niloticus (Nile tilapia), 2269 nucleotides long. It is a transcript of the gene irf7, whose product is annotated as interferon regulatory factor 7. The record is from RefSeq and is a predicted model, not a curated record. Gene Ontology annotation, biological process: regulation of transcription by RNA polymerase II; immune system process. Gene Ontology annotation, molecular function: protein binding; RNA polymerase II cis-regulatory region sequence-specific DNA binding; DNA-binding transcription factor activity, RNA polymerase II-specific. Bases 126 to 1493 code for a protein of 455 amino acids. Gene Ontology annotation, cellular component: nucleus. The transcript has 10 exons. Lineage: Eukaryota; Metazoa; Chordata; Actinopteri; Cichliformes; Cichlidae.